Psilocybe cubensis is the source of this 912-nucleotide messenger RNA. RefSeq lists its product as uncharacterized. The transcript has 3 exons. Bases 1 to 912 code for a protein of 303 amino acids. The record is from RefSeq and is a predicted model, not a curated record. NCBI's taxonomy places the organism in Eukaryota, Fungi, Basidiomycota, Agaricomycetes, Agaricales, Agrocybaceae.
AUGGGACAGCCAGGUCCCUCUCAUUGGCAACAAGAUCAAUUUGACGAGCCGUUCCAUCAUCACCCAUUAGUUCAUCCACAGACAGAACCAUCCGCGGUUUACCUGGAUUCAGAGAGCACGGGUUUUUCAACCCACCAAACAGUACCCGAUGCCGUCGACGGUACUUUGAGUCAUCUGGAUAACGGGAAGAACCUAAUGCUUGACCAGCAUACGGCGCCCGUCGAGAAUGCGGAUGGCAAUGAUAUGCCAUUUUUACCAGUACACUCACGACAGCUUUGGCCAAAAAAGAGCAUUAGUUUCAAAACAUCUCCUCAGCCUCUAUACAUAGGGGGAAGCACACAUACAGCCCAGCAUCAGGGCAUAUUUUCCGACAAUUCUCAGUCAUGGUUGGACGUGGGAGAGGAUUCCAAUGCCACCCAUGGUCCAUCAAUGUGUUUUUCCUCGAGAAGAGAGGAAAACAAAACACUAGUAUCCGUCAUCGAUGGAAGCGACAGAUGCCGCUCCGGGCACACAAAGGAGCCCGUAGAGCAACAAGACAUCAACAAAGUCCAAACAAAUGACGGAGGUGGUGAAAGCGGGUCUCGAAAGAGACAACGCGAGGAGUCUGACUCGGAGAUGGAGUCAGCUGGAGGCUCCCACAAGCCCAAGAAACCCAAAGUAAAGGAGACCCCGGACUCCUUGCCAGGAGACCAAAGCACAGCGGUGCAGGGCGCCAGGGGGAAGCGCAGAAAACUGAACCCGAGGGCUCCAGCAAUGAUGAAGUUGUACGCACACAACUUGACGCCACUGACGACGCCUGAGGCCAAGGAAGGUGGAUUUGUCCCACUCGUCACCGCAGACACAAAAGCGGCUAGCAAGGCAUUUGCCCACCACCAAAUGUCCGUCAACAUGGAGAACAUAACUAUCGUGUAA